Molecule: messenger RNA, 1375 nt
Organism: Sphaeroforma arctica JP610
Lineage: Eukaryota; Ichthyosporea; Ichthyophonida
Exons: 5
Biological process (GO): transmembrane transport
Molecular function (GO): transmembrane transporter activity
Source: RefSeq, a predicted model, not a curated record
UUAGCUUGGCCGAAGACGACAUCAACGCCAACAUAACACAGAACACAGGCACUGAGCAGCAGUCCUAUACACAGCUGUGGUUGGGACUGUUGAGGCUGCCCAAGUUCAUGUUUAUUAUCGCGGAGGUGGUGGUGAUCUCCAUUGCGUACUCGUGCCUAGAGCCCGUGUUUGCGCCGCACCUCAACGAACUAUUUCCGGACAUGAAUGCGGGCCACAUAGGACUUGUGUUUAUCAUCCAGUCCACCUUUUACAUCUGCGGCACACUGGUAACCGGUCGGUUGGCGGACCGGUUUCAUCGGUUGUAUCUCAUGGCGUUCGGGUGCUUUGUCACCGUGGGAGGGUUUGGCCUGUUGGCGCCUUUCCCGCUGCUGCCUGUGACUCAGGCGCAUGUGUGGCCUGUGUGUAUGGCUAUGGUGUUGAUGGGUCUGGGCACAAGUCUGGCGUUGGUGCCGUCCAUGCCUCUGUUGGUGGAUACGGCGGUGGCUUCGCUGGGAGAAGAUGAUAAGGAGACGACUACGGAUAUUGUCUCUAGUUCCUUCAAUAUGGCCUUUUCUUUGGGUGAGACUAUUGGGCCAGUACUGGCUACUGCCAUCAGCAAACGUACCGACUUCCAGACCGCAAUGUGUUGUGUUGGAUGUCUCGUAGGGGUGUUUGGCGCUAUCAUGGUGGCUGUAGGCGUCAUCACGAAUAAAAAGACUAAGGAGAAGCACAGACUGGCACGUAAACACAGUAACAUCGUGAUGCAGAGAGCGCCUCAGCCAACGCUUAGGAGCCGCAGUUUCUCAUCAAUCCCAGGCACACCCCGGUCACGUGCCAAUGGAUCAUAUUCCAGGGUUCAAAGCACAGACCAAAACGUUUAGAACUUGGGCAACGUAUCGUAUUCCAGGGUUCCAAGUACCGACCAAAACGUUUAUAGUUUGGCAACGGUAAGGGUUACGUUUAUUGAUCGCGUGCGAUAGGUACUCCUCUACACAGAAGGCGUCUCAGUGCCUGUAACCUCGUUGCAGAUAAGAUGGGCUCUGGCCUCCCCUCCAAGUAUGAGAGCGUUAGCUUAGGGGUGUGCGGCACUAGGCAGAAACACACAGCUGAAGAUAAAGGAUGUGCACAUCCUUAGCUGGUGUGUGUGGUAUAGUCCCUAGCCUCCAGUGGACUAGCUCUAGCAGUGAUAUCGUCUUCGUAACAGCGCGUGUUUGCUGAUAUGGAUAUAGGCACACAUACAUGUGUAGGCAAUGGAAUGAGAAUGCUUGUAGCAUACCGACUACAAUACUGUACUAAGGAUUGCUGAUGCGUAUGUGCAUAAGUGUUGUUUGCUGAUAUGGAUACGGGCACACAUACAUGUGUAGGCAAUGGGAUGAGAAUGCUUGUAGCAUACCGA